Messenger RNA from Cavia porcellus (domestic guinea pig), 402 nucleotides. Its product is annotated as interferon beta-like. The record is from RefSeq and is a predicted model, not a curated record. NCBI's taxonomy places the organism in Eukaryota, Metazoa, Chordata, Mammalia, Rodentia, Caviidae. Bases 1 to 402 code for a protein of 133 amino acids. Gene Ontology annotation, biological process: defense response. The transcript has a single exon. Gene Ontology annotation, molecular function: cytokine receptor binding. Gene Ontology annotation, cellular component: extracellular region.
AUGGCCAUCAGAUGUAUUCUCCAAAUCGCUCUCCUGCUGUCCUUCAUGACAUCUCUUUCCUUAAGUUACAACUUGCUUCAACUCCAGCAACAACAACGCAGCAGCAGUUUGGCCUGUCUGCAGCUUCUCAAGCAGGUGAAAAGAAAGCCUGAAAACUGCCACCAGGACAGGAUCGAUUUCAAAUUUCCAGAAGAGAUCAAGCAACCACAGCAGUUCCAGAAGGAGAAGGCUGAUCUUGUCAUCCAAGAGAUGCUUAAGAACAUCUUCGGUAUUUUCAGAAAAAACAUCUCCAACACUAUGUGGAAUGGGACCAUUUUGGAGAACCUCCUUGAUGAACUCCAUCAGCAGAUGGAUCAUCUGAAGUCAAUGAUCCUGCAGGAAAGACUGGAGGAAAAAACAUGA